Pseudoliparis swirei is the source of this 1277-nucleotide messenger RNA. RefSeq names its product nucleoside-triphosphatase, cancer-related (gene ntpcr). The record is from RefSeq and is a predicted model, not a curated record. Lineage: Eukaryota; Metazoa; Chordata; Actinopteri; Perciformes; Liparidae. Gene Ontology annotation, molecular function: ATP hydrolysis activity. The transcript is spliced from 5 exons. Bases 34 to 621 code for a protein of 195 amino acids.
GCUCCAGCGGCGGGUCUACCGGCGAAAAGUGAAAUGUUCAAACACGUUUUUCUGACGGGACCUCCAGGUGUGGGGAAAACCACUCUGGUCCAGAAAGCUUGUGAGGCUUUAGUGUCAUCGGGCGCGGGAGCUGAAGGGUUUUACACGGAGGAGGUCAGGGAGGGAGGCCGAAGAGUCGGCUUUGAUGUCGUCACAGUGGCGGGAGAGAGGGGCCACCUGUCCAGAAUCAGAGACGUUACCGGUUCAUCCCAUGGCCGACGGGAGUACACGGUCGGGCAGUAUGUGGUGGACUUGCCUUCAUUUGAGAACUUGGCUCUCCCACUCUUCAGAAACGUAGGGGCGGCAGGCGCGGGCGCCAGAAAGGUGUUCAUCAUUGACGAGAUUGGCAAAAUGGAGCUCUUCAGCCAGCCGUUCGUCAGGGCAGUGAGACAGACUUUGGACAGCUCCUCCUGCACCAUCCUGGGCACCAUCCCCAUCCCCAAGGGUAGACCACUGGGUCUUGUGGAAGAGGUGCGCAGCAGGAGAGAUGUCAAGGUUUUCACUGUGUCGAAAGAAAACAGAAAUGACAUUUUACAAGACAUUCUAGCAGAACUACAGAAUUGUCUCAAACACCACAACUAGUAUGGCGCUUUCGAGCAGCUGUAAAGUGAAAGACAUGACUGUGUUUUCUUUCUGCUGACCACACGUUGUAUGUGUGUCAGUGCAGAUACAGUGCACAAGGCAACGUGUGCACUGUAUCUGUUGAGUGGAUCCACACACGCUUCAUAACUGUGUUUUGACCUACGCUGAGGGGCAUGCAGAGCUGGUUUAGUGUGUCACAUGCAUGUAUUUAUGUCCAUAAUUCUUUUCUCUUUCUUUUUCAAUCUCAUGCAGCCUUUAAAAUGUAUUGCGUGCUGAAUAAUUGAUUGAACACAGCGAGGGAAUUGUUCAGUUAGUGUGUAAAUAUCUCGUGCUCUCGGUGUCAAAGACGGCUAAUAACGGCUCAUCUUCAAGACACUCCGGCAGGCAUUUCUCCAUUACUCUUUGUGUGUAAUAUUAAUUUGUUCAUGAGCAAGUGGUGCCUUUCAUUUUUAUUUGUAUACAUGUGCCAACAAGUGCCCUUGUUUAUUCAUUUAGUUAUUUGCUAUGGGAGCACCCCUUGUGUGUGUGAUCCUGAAGUUGUGCUCAUUGAAAAUCAAUCUAUAUUUAACAAUGUAUGCAACUAUGUCCAAUCCUUUCAUUGGCUAUUCAUCCAUUCGCAUGAAAAAAAAAAAAACAAUAAACAGAUGUUAUCUUUC